This is a messenger RNA of Dendronephthya gigantea, 5599 nucleotides long. RefSeq names its product tudor domain-containing protein 7-like. The transcript is spliced from 23 exons. The record is from RefSeq and is a predicted model, not a curated record. NCBI's taxonomy places the organism in Eukaryota, Metazoa, Cnidaria, Anthozoa, Malacalcyonacea, Nephtheidae. The coding region runs from base 172 to 3831 and encodes 1219 amino acids.
CUUGGAGAGGUACGCUGUUUCUUGUAAAUUCUGGUCUCUGGAUGAUGCAGCCAAUUUGGCAGCCAAUUUUUUCAUUUUGAAGUUUCUUUUUGAAACAAUUGCAAAGUAUGAUUGUUUUGAAAUAAUCGGGGCGAACUCGCGAAGCAUCGAACAAGAGUUUACAACGAAACGAUGGGUUCAAACGCGACGGACAAGGAGAAACUUCUGCGCGAGACCGAAGCAAUGCUUCGUGCUGUCCUUAUCAGCAGCCCUCGCGGAGUACGUUUCGAGAAACUGCAACGGGAUUUCUUUGAACUGACGGGAAAACAAAUACCAUUCAAAGAGCUGGGUUAUCCAAGGCUCGAGAACCUUCUGCAAAGUAUGCCCUCAGUAGCAAGGAUAGAAAAGGAACCAGGUGGUGACUUCGUUGUGAAGGGGGUGGCCUCAAGUGCUGACCAACACGUUGCGAAGUUGAUCAGCAAACAGAAAAAGCCUUCUCUCAAGAAAGGGGCGAAGUCGUUCGUGGCCAAACGAAGGCAAAUUCUGUUUCAAAAGAAUGCAAUCACCCCGGUGAGGAAACCCAUUGGGCGACCACGGCCGCCAAUCCAUAAAAGUUCAAAUUUUAUGGCCCCAAAGUUUGUACCACCAAGAAUGCAGCGACUACAACAGGAGAACAACAAGAACAGGGCUGUUGCACUGCCACUGAGACAAAAUACGAAGGCUAAAGAUCCCAUGAAUUUGUCGGUCAAAGUGUCAAACAAUGAGAGAAGUGUCACAACUGUCGCCUCUCAUGAUCAAGAGCACCCUGUGGCAUCUGGUAUACUCGAGAACGCAGCGUCAGUCAGAUGGAUCAAAGCGGAAAUUGAAAAAGCUAACAGUGGACUGUGGGCAACACGUCUGGAACACCUCUUCAAAGAGAAGUUUAAAAGAGCGUGUCCGAAGCAACUUAUGCAAGAGCUAAAAUUUCGACCAGAUAUCACACGAGUGGAGGAGCCUAUUGCUGGGAGAUUUUUACUCUAUGCUCCAAGACAACAACAGCCUCCUGUAGCUUCCGGAUCACAUGUUGGAAAUCAGAUCCAAGUGAACAAAGCCGACUUCGUAAUACCAUGCUAUUUACCUGAUGUUGGUGCGUCAGUUCUUGUGUACAUAUCCCAUAUGGAGAACCUCAGCUGUUUCUAUGUCAGUCUUUCAGAUUCAAUUUCUGAAAUGUUGAGCGAAGAGAUACGCAAGCAUUACAAGACAAGUCAAUACAACUCCGAUGCCAUUCCAUCAAUCUCCCAAGGACAGAUAUUCUGCGCCCAAUUCACGGAAGAUAAAAAUUACUACCGCGCACGCGUCCUGGAAGUGGUUGACAGUGCGCAUGUCAAAGUACUCUAUCUUGACUUCGGUAAUAAAGAGAUUAUCUCAGUGGAGAAACUGCGGGUCCUUAUCAGCGAUUUUCAAACACAACCAAUUCAAGCAUUUGAGUGUUGUUUAGAAGGUGUGCAGCCUUUAGACCAGUGUCAGGAAUGGAGCGAGGCAGCCAUUGUUAAGUUUGAUGAACUGACAAGCGAAAAGGAACUGCGGAUGACCGUGCACGAGAUUGACGGCGCUAUCCUAACAGUAUCUCUUGUGGACGUGUCAUCGGAGAUGGACAUUGCUGAAAUGAUGAAGAGAGCUGGUUUAGCCGUUGGGACUAAAAACCUGGAGACAACUUCAUCAUCGUCAUCUUCCUCCCUGUCCUCCUCUUCAGGACCAACGUUGGAGAGGUCUCCUUCAAAAACAGAAAGCGUUGCAUCGCGGUCUCGUCGCUUAAAAUCCAAAUCCCCAGGUAUUGUUGAGUUGCCGGACGAGCUGUUUCUUGAUGUUCUGGUUUGCAAUAUCACGGGAACUUAUGACGUGUAUCUACGUCUGGUCGGCGAGGAAUACUCGACUAAAUUAGAAGCUAUUCAAGAAAGUAUGACGUGUUAUUACAGCGAUUCAAAAGACGAAGUUAUCACAGACCCUGCCAACGGUGAUUUGUUUGCGCUGAUUUCGGACGAGGUCUGGUGUCGAGUUAAGGUGACGAGUGUAAAUGGCGGGGAAAUUAAAGUGUUCUUCGUUGAUCACGGGGACAGCACGGUGGCUAGUAAAGAUCAGUUGAGACCUUUGGCCCCUCAAUUCAGGCAACUGCCCUUUCAGGUUUUCCAAUGCGCUCUAAAUGGCUUACCAAAGACCAAAAAUCCGGACGUUGUUGAAACGUUAAAAAAGUUGAUUAUGGGCGAAGUUGCUGUGGCCGAGAUUAUAAAAAGGAUGGGGGAUUUGAUAUUUAUCGAGCUAUUGGACACAAGAACCGAUGCUAAUAUUGUGGUGAACAAUGUCGUGAGAAAGUUGGUUAUACCCGACGAAGAGUUGAAACCUGUUUUACCAAAGGUUGGCCAGAGUACGGACGCCGAUCUGGCGUACAUUUCGACGGCGGGAAAUGUAUUUCUUCAUGUUUCUGCUGUUGGGAGUAAACGAUUGGAAGAACUGAACAGAGACCUUACUGAACAUUAUAAGUCCAAGCAAUCGAAAGCAAGUGAAUUUAUUUCAAAGCCCGAAGCAGGCAAAAUAUGUUGUGCGAAAAGUGGUGAUGGACACUGGUAUCGUGCGAAAAUUGUUUCUUUCACUGAUAGGGAUGCUACGGAAGUGGUCUUCCUGGAUUAUGGUAAUACAGAAGUUAUACCCACCACAGAUUUACGAAAACCGACUCAGGAAAACUCUCAUGUCUUGUCACUGCCGUUCCAGGCGCUGGAAUGCCAACUUUACGACGUACCGAAGGAUGGCUGGAGCGACGAUGUUAUCAAUCGAAUCUUCGAAAUUGUCGAACAAGGCAGCCUGCAAGCAGAGGUGAUAUCAAAAGGUGAUAUACCCGCGGUGAGCCUUUUAGUUACAAUGGAAUCGGAAGGUGAGUGCGAGACUCAUCGCCUCGCAAGUCUGCUCGGGCUUGGAGUCUUCGUAAACGGCAACCAACCUGUAUCAAAUAUGGAGAUCAGUAAUACUGAUGUUAUAAAGAAGGAAACGCAAGCUGGAGUGAGCGAGGAAAUAUUGAUACCAGCUAAGGAGGAAGUAAAUCCAAAAAAAGUGGAAGAUGAAAGAGCAAGCAGAGCUGCAAAUAUCUCUAAUGCUAUGAAUGAAUUGGUUGACAAUUCGCAAGGCGUGAAUACGGGUUUAAAUGGGGGUCCUGGAGCACAGGCUGUGCGGGCUGAUGAUGUUAAGGUGACUGGUAAUCAUUUGCGAUGGAAUCCACUGCCACUUCAAGUUGGAUGGUUUGAUGUCUACAUCACCGAAGUCAGAGACGCCGAUCAUUUCACGUUUCAACUUUUGGAGAGCAAUUCAGAGAUUACCAAAUUGGGGGAAGAGUUACAGGAGUUUUACCAGAAUCAAGUUGAAACUGAAGUGACGUUGGUCGAGGGAGACGUGGUUGCUCUUUUCUAUGAAGCCGACGAAUAUUGGUAUCGUGGUUUAGUUGAGACUGUAAUCAAUGAGGAAAAAGCGUACAUUCGGUUCCUGGAUUAUGGCGGAAACGCUACCGUUAACAGGGAGGACGUACGCGUUUUGGAUGAAAAAUUUCUGAAGUUGCCAUUCCAAGGGGUUUCAGCAAAAUUAGCUGGAGUAAAGUGUACAAAGAAAAAGUGGUCUAGGCAGUCUAUUAAGCAUCUUAAAUACCUAAUGUUGGAUCGAUCUCUAGUAGCGAGAGCCGCCAAUGGCCUUGCUAACUACAAUCUCGACCCCUCAUCUACUGUUGAAUUGGAACUUUGCGAUACAGAAGACCCCAAACAGGACGUCUUUAUUGCAGAGAAGUUUAUUGCAAGUAAUUUUGACGUCGUUUCAUCGUUAUCUCCAGCAAUCUGAGGCUCUAUGUGCGAUUUAUUAAUAAUUUGAAAUACUUCAUAUUAAUCGUAUGUCGUCCGUCGUCUUGUGGUUCAAGAAUGAGAAUUUUCAGUAGGAGUGGAGACAGUCACCAAUUACAGGGAAUUGGAAAACGUUUAAAUUGGAAAUCCAGAGUUUUAAUACAAGGCGGAAUAUAUUGGAAUGUUUAAAGGUAUUGUGAAGGCAUAAGUUCCGGUUGCAGAAACUCUUUACCGCCUUCUGUAACGGAAAGCAAAUUUAAAAAUUGAAGUAUGACACAAUGGAUGUUUUUGUUCAAUCUCAGUUAAUUGGAGGUGUCGCUUCAGUCAUUAGAGUUUGAAAAUGUUCUUUCUAUUGGCAAAAGGACAACGGUCUGGAGAGCAAUAUUUUUGAACAACCAAAUUUGUGAGCGGGAACAAUGUUUCAGACAGGUUUUACCAAAGUGAUGUUUUGUACCAAGGCAGGUUUAAGGACGAAGAAUUUUAAAACUUUUUUAGAUAUCACAACAGAACUACAUGCCAGUAAUCUUUGUUCUUGUUCUCAGUUUGGUUCAGGGAGAAAUUUAUCGUUAGGAUGCUAUUCUUCAGUUGUAAAUGCUUCACCUUUAGCUGAGAUGGAGUCCGGUUAAUGGCGGUGCAACACUAGCUAAACUGAAUGGCUAAAUUAUCGAAAUGACCUGCCUGUACUAAGUCGGGGAUAAUAAAGUUGACGCCAGGAAAACUUUGGAGGCUGAAGUGAACAUUCAGAAUUCUGAAGAAAAAACUAUGAAAUUGAUGUUACCUCCAUGAAUGAUGAUUGGAGAUGCCUGGUUGAGAUUUUUCUAAUAGAAAAAUGUGCGGAUUGGACGCUUAUAAACCUUAUGGCUUGACUUUUAAUGGUGCAUGUUAGUAAACUCUUGGCAUGCGAAACUGCUCGUUUUGAAGUAAUGGACAACGAGAGGUGAUUUAGGAGUUUCUUGAAAACGGAUUGAAACGGUUUGAUGGAAAUGAUGAGCUUUGGGAUAAAAUGCUGCAACUGCCUGUUUUCAAAACAGAUAAUCGCGCACUUGGAUGCUUAACUGGCAUUCAUAAUAUUCAUAAUAGUAUUGAAUUUGAAGGCCUUUACCAAUCAUUGUUGGUGACAUAAAUUUGUGGUAAUUUGAAUGAAGCUCACAACUAUGGCUGUAGAUAUGCCAAGCGAGCAAGUUCGCAAUGAAACUGGACAUUAUGGCAGAAUUUAAUGACGGAAAUAACAAUCUUCGUUGGGUUUUAGACAAAUUUAGUUGAUUUGGAAGACGAUAGACCUGAUUUGACUCGUCGUGGCUGUGGAAUAUGUUAUAUGAAAGAUACCAAUUUUCGCCGUUGUAAAAUGGAACUAUUUGGCCUUUAAAACAAUUCGUAUUCGCCGUGGUGGAAGACGAUACGAAAGAAGAAACUUGGAUUUCACAUUUAAACAGUUUUGUUUCAGAAGUUUUUAGACUCUGGCUGCUUCAGGAGAAAGUAAUAAUUUUUGUCCAAAAGGUAGACUUAUAAAGCCGCCAUUCUAAAACUUUUACGAAUUACUGACCCAUGUCGUAUAAGUGGAGUACUUUUCGUAUAUAGAAAAACCCUGUUAUUUUGAGGUGACCUAUUUUCAAAGAUAUCAGCGUUAGAUAUGAAGGACAGGAUUGUAGUGUGGGCUAAGAAUUUUAGACACACGCUACUUUUUCAUCUCGUUAUAAAAUGAAAAUUGAAAAACUUGAAAAAGACUAUUUUGAUGUAUUUUUCUAAUGUCAAUCAGUUUAUUAAACUGU